GUAAACGUUUCAAUUUCCAUUAUCCAUUACUGACAUCAGUUACAAUAUUAUGCUCUACCAUGUAGAUGCUCGGGUGAAAUAACUUUAUUUAAUUUUUGUUUAUUUUUUUUAUUUUGUCCGUCUAAAAAAUAAUAUAAUACUCACUGAUAAUAUACUCAGAAAAAUAAAAUCUAAAUAUGUAUCUGAAGAUACUUGUACUGUUUUUGUGUCUAGAACUGGGUAUAACCUUCAACCAAACUUCUGAAACACCGAAAAAACUCUCGAAAAGCAACGUGACCGUAGCAGAAGGAAUCACCUUGACCAACGCAUCCUACAGUAGCUUAGACACCAGCAAUAAGUCGCUAAUUGAACAGCGCAAUGUGAAGCCACGGAAAGGAGUAAUUAGCAAGACAAUUGUUGCGCGAAAGGGAGUUGAAACAGCUGAAAACAGUUCGCAUUUAAAUUCUUCACAUUCUUUAAGUGAAAUCUCAGACAAACAUGACAAUAAUAAAAGUGUAAAGCCAAAACCAACUGUGACAACCGUUGACGAUCUUGAAGAAGAGGAAAAAGUCGUUAAAAAACCCCUAAAAUCUUCGGAUACUUCUAAUAAAUUAAAUUAUAUAUUACCUGUUGUUGCAACGAUAUUUUUAUUACCGAUUGUUAUUGUUUUUAUAAUGUUUAUUUAUAAUAAUUACUGCGACUGCUGGGAAAAGCGGCACUAUCGUCGCAUGGACUUCCUCGUUGAUGGAAUGUAUAAUGAAUAAUUAAAUUUAAUUAUCAAAUUA
This is a messenger RNA of Cotesia glomerata, 764 nucleotides long. RefSeq lists its product as uncharacterized. The transcript is spliced from 2 exons. Lineage: Eukaryota; Metazoa; Arthropoda; Insecta; Hymenoptera; Braconidae. The record is from RefSeq and is a predicted model, not a curated record. The coding region runs from base 177 to 743 and encodes 188 amino acids.